AUGAUGCAUUUGGAGAGGUUGGCGAAGAAUGGUGGAUUGCACAUCCACCAAUGUAAAAGAAUGUGGUGUGCAAGAAGCCUUCUUCGGGAAAGCUUCAAGAGCGACAACCAGAUGCACAAGAGAAGAAUGGCAGAGAAGAACAAAACACAGCAAGACAUAAGUGAUUCUUCGCUUUCUUCUCCUGAUAUGUCAGAAACUGGUGAUGUUGAGUUGCCCAUAAUGGCAGAUGUGCUGUCUCCUCCACCCACAGCAAGUGUCGAGCCUGCUCGCAAGAGAAGCCGAAGAUCAGUAAAUGCUUAUUUUACUGAACAAGUAAGCAUAUUAUAUAAAGAAAUUGACCAUUCUGUUAAAGCUGCAAAGGAAAAACAAGAGGUUGUGCUAGAAUUGAAAGCAAUAGAACAAAAGAAAGAAUGUAAUAGAGGAAAGGAAGGACGCUUGAUUUUUUUUGAAAAAUGGUAA
Molecule: messenger RNA, 459 nt
Organism: Phycomyces blakesleeanus NRRL 1555(-)
Lineage: Eukaryota; Fungi; Mucoromycota; Mucoromycetes; Mucorales; Phycomycetaceae
Exons: 6
Coding region: 1-459 (152 amino acids)
Source: RefSeq, a predicted model, not a curated record